Messenger RNA from Sciurus carolinensis (gray squirrel), 1425 nucleotides. Its product is annotated as sperm motility kinase 2B-like. Gene Ontology annotation, biological process: intracellular signal transduction; protein phosphorylation; microtubule cytoskeleton organization. Lineage: Eukaryota; Metazoa; Chordata; Mammalia; Rodentia; Sciuridae. Bases 1 to 1425 code for a protein of 474 amino acids. The transcript has a single exon. The record is from RefSeq and is a predicted model, not a curated record. Gene Ontology annotation, cellular component: cytoplasm. Gene Ontology annotation, molecular function: tau-protein kinase activity; ATP binding; protein serine/threonine kinase activity.
AUGAGCGGCAAGGGUAGUGAGAUCAGUGUAGCGCUGCGGGGGCAGAGCUCUUGGUGUGAGCCUGCCUUUGCGGACCGCUAUGUGGUCCUGCAGAACAUUGGGGCAGGGGGUUUCGCCCAGGUGAAACUUGCCCGCCAUCUCCUCACUGGGACAGAGGUUGCGGUGAAGGUCUUGGCAAAAGUAGCCUCGAACCUCCCCUUCCUGUCUGAACCAGAUCUGAUGGCGGGCUUGGACCACCCGAAUGUGAUCCACCUCUUCCAGGUCAUCGAGACCAAGGACUACAUCUACCUCAUCAUGGAGAACGCAGGUGCGGGCGACCUUUGGGACCUCAUCCCGGGGACUGAUGGCAUGCUGGAGGAGGAGGCCCGCAGACUGUUCCGGCAGAUCGUGUGGGCCGUGCAGUACUGCCACAGGAACGGGAUCGUGCACAUGGACCUGAAGCCGGACAACGUGGUGGUGGAUGCCAGCGGCAAGGCCAAGCUCAUCGACUUUGGCCUGAGCACCAGAUUCACAGCUGGGAAGAAGCUCAAGAGGUUCUGGGGCACUCUCCUCUACGUCGCCCCUGAAAUCGUCCGUCGGAAGGAAUUCGAGGGCCCCCCGGCUGACAUCUGGAGCCUGGGUGUCCUCCUCUUUGCCAUGCUCACAGGGAAAUGCCCCUUUCUGGCAAGCAGCAACAGGAAGGUGAGGAAGCUCAUCAGGCAGGGCACCUACGACAUUCCCCAGCACGUCUCCGAGGGCGCAAAGAGCCUCAUCCGUGACAUACUCACCAUGGACCCCAGGCAGAGGCCCACCAUAGACCAGGUGCUGGGGCACCCGUGGCUGACCCAGGGCGUGGAAGCUUCACCCAGCCCUCGUGGUGAGGCACUCCCCAAACUCCCCGACCCCGAAAUCUUGAGAGCCAUGCUCAGCCUGGGCUUUGACCACUACGACUCCUGGGUGUCUGUGGCGAGUGGCAAGUUCAACGACGCGAUGGCGACCUACCGCAUCCUCCAGAGCCACAGAACCCAGGGGGCGGCCUGCGCACUCCAGGUGAGGCCCGAGCAGCGCCCUGGCCCUGCGGAUCCCUGCCCCAAGAAGUCUCCCACUGAGCCUGCCCUUCCCUCGCCCUGUGAGCGGCAGCAGCCCCGGGAGGCCCAGCGGUCCCAGCGGAAGGCAGCUGGAGGUGCCAGCCUGCCCGCCCUCCCUCUCUGCUUCCUCCACGAGGACACGCCCCCUCCCAGCCUAGCCUCCCAGCGUGACCCUGUGCCCAGCCGCUCCUCCUCCCGAGCUCCCUCCGCGGGCCAACCCCCGGACGGCAGCGGGAGUUGGAAGAGGGUGAAGAGGACGAUCGCCCAUUGCCUCAGGCAGCUCUGCUGCGCACCCUGCUUCUGUGGGCCACCGUCCAGGACGAGAGUGGUUCCGCUGGGCAUGCCCAGCGCAGACUGA